Molecule: messenger RNA, 6337 nt
Organism: Numida meleagris (helmeted guineafowl)
Lineage: Eukaryota; Metazoa; Chordata; Aves; Galliformes; Numididae
Gene: RAD54L2
Product: RAD54 like 2 (S. cerevisiae)
Exons: 26
Coding region: 853-4818 (1321 amino acids)
Cellular component (GO): nucleus
Molecular function (GO): ATP binding; ATP hydrolysis activity; ATP-dependent chromatin remodeler activity
Source: RefSeq, a predicted model, not a curated record
GAAUCCAUGGAAGUGGGAGAGCUUUCCCCGCCACUCCUCUUCACCCCUGUGGAGCAAGCGGUUGUGCAAAGGAGCGACGAGGGCUGCCACGUCCUGCUGCAGCCCUCAGCCCCGUGUCCCGUCCGGUUCUGACCCCCUGUCCAGGCACACUGGGAUCGCCGCGUCCACGGAAGCUCUUGGCAGCUUCCAAAGCAGCACAGGGAGCAGAGCAGUCCUGCCCAGCCACAGGGCUUAUUUUCCACUGAGGAAGGGGACGUUGCUGCUGAUCUCAUGGUCCUUGCAGGAGGUGGCUGAGCAGUGUGAGCCCUGAUUGAGCUAGGUUCCCUGCUGUGGGGAUUGCCAGGAGUAGCUGGAUGACCUUUUCUAAGAAGUGUCUCAUGGGGAAAGGAGAAGGCAGCAGGAUGGCUGUUGAGGUGCAGAGUGAAAUCCAGGCUGAAAGCUGCGAUGCUGGUCUGUGAAAUGGAGCCCCUGUAAUUUCAGCUCUCUCAUCUCUGAGAUGAGGCUCCAUGGUAUGUCCUUGGCCAAGCCUGAAGGGAAAGCUGAGGUUGAUGGGACACGUCAUUCUCCUGAGGCACCUUUCACAGUGUUCCUACCUGUGGCACAGUAAAUAGGUUCAAGAGAUGUGUGGGAAGAGAACACAGAGUAUUUACAACAGGGCAAGUCUCCUUUUCAGGACGCUGAGCAUCACUGCAGCAGAGUUACUUGAUGGACACUUUCAUCUGGAUGUGAAACCAGGGCCUGUCAACUCCGUGUAUUGAGAUCUAAAUUGGAGCUUUGAGCAGAAGGGCUGUGAAAGGGCUGCCUCACAAUAGAACAUGAGCAGGUAAUGCACAAGGAGAACCGCUGGGAAUCAUGUCGGACGAGUCAAUCUCAGGGAGUGAUCCGGACCUGGACCCGGACUUGGAGCAGGAGGAUAUGGAAGAGGAGGAGGAGGAAGAUGAGGAGGCGAUGGAGGAGGACAAUGAUGGGGAUGAUGAGGAGGACUUACUUGAUGAGAGUGACCAACCCCAGGAAGCUGUGUUCAGCAGUGACCACGUUGAGCACGCCGAGGAUGGAGAGUGGCAGCGCUCUACUUCAACUACCUCAUCGCAGAGUGAGCGGGCAGAGCGACUCUUGCAGAACCAGCACAAGAGCCUGGCCUCGGAGGACACCAAAAAGAAGAGGGCUCAGAAACCGUCUCACAUGCGGAGAAACAUAAGAAAGCUAUUGCGUGAGGACCAACUAGAGGCCGUGACAAAGGCAGCCCAGCAGGAAGAGUUGGAGAGAAGGAAGCGGCUAGAGCAGCAACGGAAGGAUUACCCAGCCACUAUCCCAACCGUAUCCCCCGAGUUUCUUCCUGAGGACAUCAUUUUCAGAGCAGCAGAGGCUACCCAGCUCCCCCCUCAGGUCCUUGCUGAGGAAGUGAUCUGCCUAGACAGUACCAGCAGUGGCAGUGAAGAUGAUACUAAAGGAAAAAAUAGCAUUAAGGAUGAAGUGAUUGAGCUGAGUUCUGGGGAGGAUGAUGCCCUCCAAAUUGUGGACAGCAGUGACUCUGGAAACGAAGGGGAGGAAGAUGGCAGCGAAGAGAGCAGCGGCUCUCAUGUGAAUGAUGCCUUAAAUCAGUCAGAUGCUCUGGGGCAAGUCAUUGUCAACAUCAACCAUCCACCAAAUGAGGAAGACAUUUUCCUGGCUCCCCAGCUUGCACAUGCAGUAAAACCUCAUCAGAUUGGUGGGAUCCGAUUCCUGUAUGACAACUUGGUUGAGUCCUUGGAGAGAUUUAAAACCAGCAGUGGGUUUGGGUGUAUCUUAGCACAUAGCAUGGGCCUGGGCAAGACCAUACAGGUCAUCUCUUUCUUGGAUGUACUUUUUCGGCACACGGAGGCAAAGACUGUUCUUGCCAUUGUACCUGUGAAUACGCUCCAGAACUGGCUAGCAGAAUUCAACAUGUGGCUCCCAGCACCUGAAAACCUUCCUGCUGAUUAUAACUCCAAAGAGGUCCAGCCCCGCACCUUCAAAGUCCACAUCCUGAAUGAUGAACACAAGACAACAGCUGCACGUGCAAAGGUGGUGAACGACUGGGUGAUAGAGGGCGGUGUGCUGCUGAUGGGAUAUGAGAUGUACCGUCUCCUUUCUCUGAAGAAGUCCUUUGCCACUGGAAGGAAGAAGAAAACAAAGAAGCAGACUGGCCCUGUCAUUAUUGACUUGGACGAGGAAGACCGGCAGCAAGAGCUUCUGAAAGGGAUUGAGAAAGCUUUGUCUCGCCCUGGCCCGGAUGUGGUUAUUUGUGACGAGGGGCACCGCAUCAAGAACUGCCAUGCCAGCACCUCGCAGGCCCUGAAGAACAUCCGCUCCCGGCGGCGCGUGGUGCUGACCGGCUACCCGCUCCAGAACAACCUCAUUGAGUACUGGUGCAUGGUAGACUUUGUCCGACCCGACUUCCUAGGCUCGCGGCAGGAAUUCAGCAACAUGUUUGAACGCCCCAUCCUGAACGGGCAGUGUAUUGACAGCACCCCUCAAGACGUGCGUCUCAUGAGGUAUCGCAGCCAUGUCCUGCAUAGCCUGCUGGAGGGCUUCGUGCAGCGGCGGGGGCACAACGUGCUGAAGGUUCAGCUCCCCUCGAAGGAAGAACAUGUCAUUUUGGUCCGUCUGUCAAAGAUCCAGCGGGCCCUUUAUACAGAGUUCAUGAACCGGUUCCGAGAUGCAGGCAACAGUGGCUGGCUGGGACUGAACCCACUCAAAGCUUUCUGUGUCUGCUGUAAGAUCUGGAACCAUCCAGAUGUGUUGUAUGAAGCUCUGCAAAAGGAGAAUUUAGCAAACGAGCAGGACUUGGAUGUGGAUGACCUUGGCACAGCAAGCACUAAUUCCCGCUGCCAGCCUCAAGGAGUUAAAGUCAAAUCAGAGAGUAAUGCUUUGGCAUCACCAGUUGGAGAAGCCACCAACAGCAAGUUCCUCCAGAGUGUUGGCUUCAACCCCUUUCAGGAGAGAGCAAAUCAGGUUGUUACUUACGAGUGGGCCAAAGACAUCUUGUGUGAUUACCAGACAGGAGUCUUGGAAAACUCACCCAAAAUGGUGUUACUGUUCCACCUAGUUGAGGAGAGCGUGAAGCUUGGAGACAAGAUCUUGGUCUUCAGCCAGAGCCUUUCCACUUUGUCUGUCAUUGAAGAGUUUUUGGCAAAGAGACCAAUGCCAAGUCCUCCAGGCUCAGAUGGAGGAGUUCACAACUGGGUCCGAAACAUCAGCUAUUACAGACUGGAUGGCAGCACCUCUGCCUCAGAAAGGGAACGACUGAUUAACCAGUUCAAUGAUCCCAGUAACACUUCUGUUUGGCUCUUCCUUUUGUCCACACGUGCUGGGUGCUUGGGUGUGAACCUCAUUGGUGCAAACAGAGUGGUGGUGUUUGAUGCUUCUUGGAACCCGUGUCAUGACGCCCAGGCUGUGUGCAGAGUGUACCGCUACGGGCAGAAGAAGCCGUGCCACAUUUACAGGCUGGUGUCUGAUUACACCCUGGAGAAGAAGAUCUAUGACCGUCAGAUCUCCAAGCAGGGCAUGUCAGACCGGGUGGUGGAUGACCUGAACCCGGUGCUGAACUUUACCCGACGGGAGGUGGAGAACCUGCUGCAUUUUGUGGAAGAGGAAUCCGACCUUGCUCAGCUCUCCCUCAAUCCAAGCAAGAUGAAGGAGUCGGUUCUACAAUUAGCCUGUCUCAAGUAUCCUCACCUCAUCACCAAGGAGCCUUUUCAGCAUGAGUCACUGCUGAUUGACCGGAAGGAACACAAGCUGACCAAGGCAGAGAAGAAAGCAGCCAAGAAGAGCUACGAGGAGGAAAAGCGAGCAUCCGUCCCCUACACUCGGCCGUCCUACGCACAGUAUUACCCAGCCAGCGACCAGAGUCUGACGAGCAUCCCUGCCUUCAGCCAGAGGAACUGGCGACCAGCCCUGAAAGGCGAGGACAAGCCAGUGGCAAGUGUCCGCCCAGUUCAAUCCACUCCCAUUCCUAUGAUGCCUCGGCAUGUCCCCUUGGGCAGUGCAGGAUCAACCUCAAGUUCCAACCCUGCUGUCAACUUCCCCAUCAACUAUCUACAGCGAGCCGGUGUCCUUGUGCAGAAGAUUGUCACAACCACAGAUAUUGUGAUUCCGGGUACAAACACAUCCACUGAUGUACAGGCGAGAAUCAGCGCUGGCGAGAGCAUCCACAUCAUCCGAGGGACAAAAGGGACGUACAUCCGGACCAGUGAUGGGCGGAUUUUUGCUAUCCGGACCACUGGGAAGCCAAAGGGCAAUGAAGACCGUCGGACUGCUGCCUCAGGCUCCCAGAGCUCUUCACUGGAGUCGGCGAGCAAUGGCAGACACAGUGCCUCAUCCCCGCAGCUCCCCAGCGCGGAGGAGCUCACUCGGCCCAUAUCCCCCGACAGCCCCGAAAUCAUCAGCGAGCUGCAGCAGUACGCAGAGGCGGCGGCAGCCCGGGAGUCCCGGCACAGCUCCCCCAGCACCACCACAGCACAAGGCCACCCGUCCCGCACGGACAGCGCGCCCGGCCUGGCGGCUCGAGGAGCUGAGCAGCGCGCGGGGAUUCACUGCGUGGCCGCCUCCGUGUCUUCAGCCCUGCCGGCCACCAGCCAGCACGCCGAUGCCCACUCGGUGUUGGACUUAAGGGGCAACAAGCGCAAGUCGAGCUCGCCGUCGACUCCGGAGGAGCAAGCCCGCAGGCAGCAGAAGAAGCGGCAGCUGCCGUCGUCCGUGCAGCCGUACGAACACGGGUACCCCGUCUCCGGAGUUGAAAACCGAGGGGUUCUGAGCAAACUGCUGGACAACUUGUCUUUGGAUGCACCAUGGAAAUAAAAAUCAAACCCCCCCACAAAAGUAACAAAGCAAAUUAACUGAUGGUGUUCAUGCAAGUUCCUCCAAAGACGUGACAGUGCUGCGUUGUGAGUCAUGCCCUCCCGUGCUCUGUGUCCUCCUCGCGCGCAGCCCUGUGCCGCUGAUGGUUACGAGCGUGCCCCGCUGUCCUCCGUGCCCCCGCCAGGCUGCGGUUGCUGCUGGAUCUGGGGAUGGGUCGUAGCAAGGGGUGGCCCUGGUGGGGGGAGCGGGAGCGGAGCGUCACUCUGCAGCUGGGCCUGCUCCGGGACCCCGCGCUGAGACGAGGCCCCAGGGUGUCCCCGCUGGGCCCUGUGUCACUGCGGGUGGUGGCACUUGCGGGGACAGCUCUGCGGGCGGCCUCCCUGCGGCUCGCCGGGCGCCGGCCCCGCUUUAGGCACAGCGGGGUCCCCCCUUGACGAGGGUCUGUGUCCCCACGCCCAUCCGAGCCCUGCCCGGGGGGUGGCUGUCCUCCCCCCCGCCGGCACGGUGGGGUUAUCCAGGCUGUUCCAGAGUGGAGGGGCCCCUGUGAGCCCUGCAGCCCCGCUCCCAGGGGUCUCCCCACCCUGCACCCCCCCCUUAGCGCAUGGUUCUGCUGCAGGGCUCCUGGCCUGGCCCUGAGCAUGGAGUGGUUCUUUCCCACGUGGUUCAGCGCUCUCUUUGUUUUUGCUGCUGAUUUUCUGCCUCCCAACGACUGGUGGGAGCAGCGGGGCUGGGGGUGACGCUGGGAACAGCCCUGCAGGGCUCUGCCCUGGUUCUUCUAGGAAGAGCUGAGGAGGGGGGGGCGGAGUCCUGGGGGCAAGGUGGGCUCCGUUGGGCGCUGGGGGGCAGCUGCAGAUGCACACACAAAGCAGAAGGUCCCGGCGAGCAGAGGGGGGGGUUGGCUCGAAAUGAGGAUGGAUUUUGGCUUAAUGAGGGCAGCAAACAGCUGAACACCAGAACAUCGCUCUGGGUUAGGGGUCAAAAGGGGCGAGGACAGCAAUGGCUCCGCAGCCGGUGUUGCUCGUCGCGCUUGGGUGAAUUGUGUUCAUGCAGGGGAGGACCGGGGGAGGGCUGGGGGUGUGGGUCACCAGGGAACUUGGUCUGAUGCCGUGGGACGGUGGCUCCUGGAGCCGUGGAGGAUGCACUCCCUUCGCGGGGACGAUGGCACCGGCUCAGCUCGGGAGCCCAUGGCAGAGCCACGCGCGCACGGAGCCCGAGUGAAUCCGUCAAUAAGUCUCACUUUGGUUUUUCUGUUGUUACGGGGUUAUUCUUUUGGUUUUUUACUACCGCCUUAGUUUGUGGCUGGUCUGUUGUGGUUGGAAGGAGGAGCACCCGGCGGGGCGGGUGGGUCGGUGCCCCACGCAUGAUCUCGUGCUUCCCUCUGCUCUCUGUCCAACGGGGUGUGCUUGCCUGAGCUCCCGGAGCAGAGACUCGGAACAAUUUGUUGUUUAUAUGAUGUAUUUAUUUUUACUUGUGUUUCAUGUCAUUUUUUUUAAAAAUAAUAAAUUGUAAGUUGGUAUAA